GGCGGGAGCUGCAGGAGGCGGAGGAGGGAGUCCGCGAGGGAGGGUCCGCCCGGCCCCCCGCCGCCGGAGCCGCCGCCGCCGCCGGAGCCGCCGCUAGACGAGGAGCAGCAGAACAUGGCGCCGGGGCCGCCGUCGACACAGCCGGGAUCCCGGAGGCCGGGGACGCGCUGAUAGGCGCCCCGCUGGAAGAAAUGUUGGCUAUUUGGCGAUGAUAAGUGGCAAAAACUGACCUUGUACUGGUACACAAGCACUACAGGACCUGACACUGCUGCAUGGACAGCCAGCCCCUGCUGAUAAUGUUGGGAAGCCAUCGGGUCCACUGGAAAACACUAAUCUGAUCUCGGAAGUGGCUGAUUGUGGCAGGAUGUGUCGACGAUGAUGAUGGCAAGAAAGCAAGAUGUCCGCAUUCCCACCUACAACAUCAGUGUGGUGGGAUUGUCUGGGACCGAGAAGGAGAAGGGCCAGUGCGGCAUUGGGAAGUCUUGUCUGUGCAACCGCUUCGUGCGCCCAAGUGCUGAUGAAUUUCACUUGGACCAUACCUCUGUCCUCAGCACCAGUGACUUUGGUGGGCGAGUGGUCAAUAAUGACCACUUUCUCUACUGGGGAGAAGUUAGCCGAUCCCUGGAGGAUUGCGUGGAAUGUAAGAUGCACAUUGUGGAGCAGACUGAAUUCAUUGAUGAUCAGACUUUUCAACCUCAUCGCAGCACGGCCCUACAGCCCUAUAUCAAGAGAGCUGCUGCGACCAAGCUCGCAUCUGCUGAGAAACUCAUGUACUUUUGCACUGACCAGCUGGGGCUGGAGCAGGACUUUGAGCAGAAACAAAUGUCAGAUGGAAAGCUGCUAAUUGAUGGUUUUCUUCUCGGUAUUGACGUUAGCAGGGGCAUGAAUAGGAACUUUGAUGACCAGCUCAAGUUUGUCUCCAAUCUCUACAAUCAGCUUGCAAAAACAAAAAAACCCAUAGUGGUGGUCCUGACUAAGUGUGACGAAGGCGUUGAGCGGUACAUUAGAGAUGCACAUACUUUUGCCUUAAGCAAAAAGAACCUCCAGGUCGUGGAGACCUCUGCAAGAUCCAACGUAAACGUGGACUUGGCUUUCAGCACCUUAGUGCAGCUCAUUGAUAAAAAUCGGGGAAAGACGAAGAUCAUUCCUUACUUUGAAGCUCUCAAGCAGCAGAGUCAGCAGAUAGCGACGGCAAAAGACAAAUAUGAGUGGCUGGUGAGUCGCAUUGUGAAAAACCACAAUGAGAACUGGCUAAGUGUCAGCCGAAAGAUGCAGGCCUCUCCUGAGUACCAGGACUAUGUCUACCUGGAAGGGACUCAGAAAGCCAGGAAGCUGUUUCUCCAGCACAUCCACCGCCUCAAGCACGAGCAUAUUGAGCGCAGAAGGAAGCUGUACCUGGCAGCCCUGCCAUUAGCUUUUGAAGCUCUUAUACCCAAUCUAGAUGAAAUAGACCACCUAAGCUGCAUAAAAGCCAAAAAGCUCUUGGAGACCAAGUCAGAAUUCUUGAAGUGGUUUGUUGUGCUUGAGGAGACCCCAUGGGAUGCCACCAGCCACAUUGACAACAUGGAGAAUGAGCGGAUUCCCUUUGACUUAAUGGACACGGGCCCCGCAGAGCAGCUGUAUGAGGCCCACUUAGAGAAACUACGGAACGAGAGGAAAAGAGCUGAGAUGAGAAGGGCAUUUAAAGAAAACCUGGAGACCUCGCCUUUCAUAACUCCUGGGAAACCUUGGGAAGAGGCCCGUAGUUUCAUCAUGAAUGAAGAUUUCUACCAGUGGCUGGAAGAAUCUGUAUACAUGGAUAUCUAUGGGAAACACCAAAAGCAAAUUAUAGACAGAGCAAAGGAAGAGUUUCAGGAGCUGCUUGUAGAAUAUUCAGAAUUGUUCUAUGAGCUAGAGCUGGAUGCAAAGCCCAGCAAGGAGAAGAUGGGGGUCAUUCAGGAUGUUCUGGGGGAGGAACAGCGAUUUAAAGCAUUACAGAAGCUCCAAGCAGAGCGCGAUGCCCUUAUUCUGAAGCACAUUCAUUUUGUGUACCACCCAACAAAAGAAACGUGCCCUAGCUGCCCGGCUUGUGUGGAUGCUAAGAUUGAGCACUUGAUUAGUUCUUGGUUUAUCCGGCCAUCUGACCGGAAUCAGAAAAAUUCACUUUCUGACCCCAACAUUGAUAGAAUCAACUUGGUUAUCUUGGGCAAAGAUGGUCUUGCCCGAGAGUUGGCCAAUGAGAUUCGAGCUCUUUGUACAAAUGAUGACAAGUACGUGAUAGAUGGUAAAAUGUAUGAGCUUUCCCUGAGGCCAAUAGAAGGCAACGUCAGGCUUCCUGUGAACUCUUUCCAAACGCCAACAUUUCAGCCCCACGGAUGUCUCUGCCUUUACAAUUCAAAGGAAUCUCUGUCCUACGUGGUGGAGAGUAUAGAGAAGAGUAGAGAGUCCACACUUGGUAGGCGAGAUAAUCAUUUGGUCCAUCUCCCACUGACACUGAUUUUGGUUAACAAGAGAGGAGACACCAGCGGGGAGACCCUGCAUAGCUUAAUACAACAAGGUCAGCAGAUUGCUAGCAAACUUCAGUGUGUCUUUGUGGACCCUGCUUCUGCUGGCAUUAGUUACGGACGCAACAUUAACGAAAAGCACAUCAGUCAAGUGUUGAAAGGACUCCUGGACUCUAAGCGCAACUUAAACCUGGUCAGUUCUACUGCUAGCAUCAAAGACCUGGCUGAUGUUGACCUGCGAAUUGUCAUGUGUUUGAUGUGUGGAGAUCCUUUUAGUGCAGACGACAUACUCUUGCCUGUCCUUCAGUCCCAAACCUGUAAAUCUUCCCAUUGUGGGAGCAACAACUCUGUUUUACUUGAACUACCAAUCGGACUACACAAGAAGCGCAUUGAACUGUCUAUUCUUUCAUACCAUUCCUCGUUUAGCAUCAGGAAAAGCCGGUUAGUCCAUGGGUACAUUGUUUUUUAUUCAGCCAAACGUAAGGCCUCCCUGGCUAUGCUACGUGCCUUUCUUUGUGAAGUGCAGGACAUUAUCCCCAUCCAGCUGGUCGCACUCACUGAUGGCGCUAUAGAUGUCCUGGACAACGACUUAAGUCGGGAACAGCUGACUGAGGGGGAGGAGAUUGCUCAAGAAAUUGAUGGCAGAUUCACAAGCAUUCCCUGUAGCCAGCCCCAGCAUAAACUUGAGCUCUUCCACCCGUUUUUUAAAGAUGUGGUGGAGAAAAAGAACAUCAUUGAGGCUACUCAUAUGUACGAUAACGCUGCCGAGGCCUGUAGCACCACGGAGGAGGUGUUUAACUCUCCUCGGGCGGGCUCUCCGCUCUGCAACUCAAACCUGCAGGAUUCAGAAGAGGAUAUCGAGCCCCCUUCUUACAGCCUGUUUCGAGAGGACACAUCACUGCCCUCCCUGUCCAAAGAUCAUUCUAAGUUCUCUAUGGAACUGGAGGGAAAUGAUGGGCUGUCUUUGUUCAUGAGCAACUUUGAGAGUAAAACAACUUUGAACAACAAAGUACCUCCGCCAGUCAAACCAAAGCCUCCUGUCCAUUUUGAAAUUACAAAGGGGGAUCUGUCUUACUUAGAACAAGGCCAUAGAGAUGGACAGAGGAAGUCUAUGUCUUGUAGCACCUGGCUACCUCCAGAUGGGUUCGAUCCUUCUGAUUACGCCGAACCCAUGGAUGCUGUGGUCAAGCCAAGGAAUGAAGAAGAAAACAUAUACUCAGUGCCCCAUGACAGCACUCAAGGCAAGAUCAUCACCAUUCGGAAUAUCAACAAAGCCCAAUCUAAUGGCAGUGGGAAUGGUUCUGAUAGUGAAAUGGACACUAGCUCUCUAGAGCGAGGCCGCAAAGUUUCCAUUGUGAGCAAGCCAGUGCUAUACAGGACAAGAUGCAGCCGCCUAGGGAGGUUUGCUAGUUAUCGAACCAGCUUCAGCGUGGGGAGCGAUGAUGAGCUGGGACCCAUCCGGAAGAAAGAGGAGGACCAGGCAUCCCAAGGUUAUAAAGGGGACAAUGCUGUCAUUCCAUAUGAAACAGAUGAAGAUCCAAGGAGGAGAAAUAUUCUUCGCAGUCUAAGAAGGAACACUAAGAAACCAAAGCCUAAACCCCGGCCAUCCAUCACAAAGGCAACCUGGGAGAGUAACUAUUUUGGGGUCCCCUUAACAACCGUCGUGACUCCCGAGAAGCCAAUUCCUGUUUUUAUUGAGAGAUGCAUUGAGUACAUUGAAGCCACAGGACUGAGCACUGAAGGCAUCUACCGGGUCAGCGGGAACAAGUCAGAGAUGGAGAGUCUGCAGAGACAGUUUGAUCAAGACCACAACCUGGACUUGGCAGAGAAAGACUUCACAGUGAAUACCGUGGCUGGUGCCAUGAAGAGCUUUUUCUCAGAGCUGCCUGACCCUCUGGUCCCCUACAACAUGCAGAUUGAUCUGGUGGAGGCGCACAAAAUCAACGACCGAGAGCAAAAGCUGCAUGCCCUCAAGGAAGUCCUCAAGAAGUUUCCAAAGGAAAACCACGAAGUCUUCAAAUACGUCAUCUCCCACCUAAACAAAGUCAGCCACAACAACAAGGUGAAUCUCAUGACCAGUGAGAACCUCUCCAUCUGCUUCUGGCCCACCUUGAUGAGGCCCGACUUCAGCACCAUGGACGCGCUCACGGCCACGCGGACCUAUCAGACAAUCAUCGAGCUCUUCAUCCAGCAGUGCCCUUUCUUCUUCUACAAUCGGCCCAUCAGCGAGCCUCCCGGCGCCACGCCCAGCUCCCCCUCUGCCGUGGCUUCCACCGUGCCCUUUCUCACCUCCACACCCAUCACCAGCCAGCCAUCGCCCCCCCAGUCGCCUCCACCCACCCCCCAGUCCCCGAUGCAGCCACUGCUCCCCUCCCAGCUUCAAGCUGAGCACACGCUGUGAGUCACCAAGUUCUGGGGCAAAAGGAAACCGUCUUCUCUCUUCGGUAAGGUGGGCUUUGGCCUGUACACAACCAGGCCCGCUGGGCAGGGGCGGGGAGGGUGUCCCCUCUUCCCUGUCACCUUCUCAAAACCUCAGCGGUAGCACCAGCCAACAGUCCACCAUAGGCUGGGCUGUCAGAUGCCCCAAGCCCAGCUCUCAGGCCUGGGGCUGGCUACAGCAGAGGCCCGGUGGGCCCUACCCUCUGUCAUGGACCCCUUGGAGGACUGAACUUGUCAGGCAGCAGCCCCAGCGGCCCUCAUCCGUUCACUGCUCCCUGACCCGCCUGCCCGCACACACUGGCCUCGGUGCAUCGCCCACUGCUUGGACAGCCCUGGCCUUGGACAGCGGAAGGAGGAGGUUCCGAGAUGCGGGCCACCCCAAGGCAGGGCUAGCAACCCCAGGGAACACUUCCCGUCUGUCCCUUCCCACCUUCUCUACGCCUGUCUAGCGUCCUCCUUGGGAACGUGUGGGACGGGGCUCUGCCACCCCGAGGUGCAGUGCUGAGGGAGCUUUGUGGCUGGAUCAAGGGAGCACAGCUUUCCCCUCCAGCCCCACGCCCUCCCCUCACGGGCUUUGGGAUACAUUCCCUUUGCAGCCAAGGAACACUGGAAGGAAAAUGGGAAAAUCCAAUAAUUUUUAAAAAGAAAAAGGAAGACACUACCAGAAGAAAACUGCAGACCUCAAGAUUCAGCUCUUCUCCCACCCCUCGGAGAGGCAGACAGGUGGAAGGUGGCCCUUCUCUGUGACAGCAAAGCCAGGAGGCCCGGGGCCAAUUGCCUGAGAGCCUGUUGGGGUCUCACUGUCACCAGGUCCCCCUUUCCCCAAAAGAUGGUUUGAGCCCUUAGUGGGCAGCGCGGGGAGACCAGCGGACCAGCCUGGAAUUGGUCUGCCUUUGGACACACUACAGUCCUAUGGACACACUACAGUCCUAUGGAAACACUACUUUGUGUGUGCGUGUGCGUGUGCGUGUGCGUGGGGGGAGUGGUACGCCUGUGAGGGGGGGACAGCUGAGGGUGCAGGGGUGCACCUGGGGGUUGGUUUAGUGUGUUUAGAGUCAUUUUCGUCCUGGGCCAUAGAAUGCCGCCAGCAGCGCUGCUUGUGGGGAGUGGGCAGGGUAUGGUGAUUUGCCGCCCACACUCAUCCUUCAUGCUCCCAGGCCAGCAGGCCGAGGAGCCACAGGCACAAAAGCCAUCAGUCACCAGAGCACCGUGCCUGCCUGUCACACCACCGCCACCCCUCCCGCGGCCUUCCCCUCAGCUUCCUGGCCCCUGGGAGAACCCUUCUCACACCCACCUCUGCCCCACAACACGCAGUCUGCUAAGGCUGCCACCGAUAUGGCUGCCCCCACUCUGCAGUGGAGAAGCCUGACACUAAGGUACCCGAGUGUGCGGUAGAGGCCCCGCCCCGCAUGCCACCCAGUCCUCCGGGUCUCUUUGCACUUUAAGCAGCACCUGUGGUCGAUUCGAGGAUGCCCUGGGUCACCUCAGCUGGGGGGCCUGACAAAGGGGUGCCUCGGAACAGUGUUCAGCCACCCAGCCCCAAGCGCUCCCUGUUGGCAGCGGAGGGCGGCCGGCCGUGGCUCCCUGACUUCCUCUGGAUACGCUGGACGCUUCUGCUUUAGUUCUUGUGCGGCUGACUAGGUGCUGGGGAUGGCUGGCUGCCCCUGCGAGUUUACCCCUCCAGGAACACAAGUCAAAAAGCAAACCCCAGGUACCUGCCUGCUCUGUGUAAGUGGUGGAGGGCGGUGUGACCUGGUUGGGGGUGCGGUGCCCGUGCUUCAGGUCGGGUGGGCAGGAAGACGAUGGCAGUGUCUGGUUUUCACCCGGGUCGGCAGGCCAGGCCCCGGGCAAGUGGGAAUCCUCCAUGGAGUUAACGUCUCCCUUUUCCUAGGGCAUCUCGCCUGCUCCCAGUCAGCCCUUCAAGGUAUUGGAUGCAGUUAAAGGGAAACCCUGAGGGUGGCCUGGAGCCACUGUGCCCUGUGUGAACUAACAGAAGGAUCCGGGUUCCCUCCCAUUGCCACACGGCCACCUCCCCUGCUGACACACUCCCCACACCACCACCUGCAGCCUUGGCUCUGCACCAGGACUCACCAGCCCCCACACCUGCCUUCCCACGCCACCCCAUUCCUGAGACCUCAGAAGGAGGAGCAACUGCUUCAUGCCCUCACCCUGUCGGGGGAGCCUCUGGCCCUGCAGCGCCCCCUGGCAGCCGCUGGAGCAGCUGCAGGGCUCUGAAGGUGUGCAGGCGGCUGGUGCCCCACUGAGCCACCGUGGGCAGGAGACUCCAUGGGUUUCCUUUGUUUCUAUUUGCUCUGCUAGCCCUGUAGCUCCUCUUGUCUGCUUCUCCAGGCUGACUUGGGCUCGAGGACAUUUCUUGGUGGUUCUAACUUCCAGUCGGAGGUCUGCCUUCACACCAAAUGGGCACCCUGGGGGGGGGGGGUGCCAGCGGGGAGAGCUGGGGUGCAUGUUGGGAACUGCCUUGAAUGGAUUGCAACCCACAGCUCUCGGAGUUGGAGCGGCAGGCAGGAAUUGGCCGAAAGGGGUCGGCCAGGGACAUCUUGCUCCAUGUCCCCCAGCAGGGUAGCCAUGUGCCCAGCAGCUCUCCCCCCAGCCAGUCCACAAGAGUGUAGGUGCCAUUCAGGGAGUGGACAGCCACUGGUCUGCGGCAGCAGUGCUGCCGGAGGGAGGGAGGGAGAGGUGGUCCACGGUUAGGAGUGUGGCUGUGGGUCUGCCUGAGUUGUUGGCUGUGCUGCACAUCAGGGAUCAGCAUCUGUCCAGCCAGCAUGCCCAUCACUUGGCGUUGUGAGGAGGGAUGCUGAGAGAGGUCCCCGGUACUGUUUCUGUGUGCUCUGCACCCCACCGCCACCUUGCUCUCCCUGCUUAAGACAGGAAGCAUGCUUCUGGGAGAGUCUAGCAGAACGUGUGUGCCAGGUGGGCAGCAGGUGGUGUCCUAGCAGCAUGCUGGCCGGGGUCCCAGGAGAACACACCUUUCCCUGUCCCUGUCCCUCCGCUCCGGAGGGGAUGGGAGGCUGGAGGGAGACCUUCCCCUAGGUCACAGGGGUUCCAGCCUCAGCCCUGAAACUUGAAUACAACCUGCAGCAUUUGUAACCUGAAGUCCUUUCCAUUGCACCCUGCCCACCCUCUCCUGUGAGAACACACUGCUGGGGGGGGGGGGGGAAGGGGGGGAAUCCGAGGGAGAGCGUGGGCAGUGGGUGCGGUGAGCAUGGCCCAGAGCCAAGGCUUUGACUUGUCCCCGGGCGGUCACAGCGCUGCGCAGACAGUUGCCCUCCUGUUGCUUGGCAGGUUCAAGCCGCUUAUUGCCUCUUAGGUGAGAGGACAGCCUGAGCCCCGUGUGCCAGAAACCUGUCACAUCUGGGGGUGGCGCCAGGGCGGGGCUGGUGUGAGGGCGAAGGCCACUCGGCUCUUCCCUCCGGGGCCACCUUUCAGCCGGCGCCUGCCAGCUCCCCGAGGCCAGCGGCGGCCGCCCCCGCUCGCCCAGCAGCCGCCCCCUGGCCGGCGCUCAGACAGCCGUGAUGUUACACUGUCGAUGUAGUGGAGCCGGCAUAAGUUAUUGUUUGCAUAAGAAGAAUCAUGUUCCCUGUGUACAUUCACAAAAAGGAAAUGUCUGGAUUUUAUGGGAAUAAACCUUGUUUGAAAAUUUGGAACAGUGCUGCUGCCAGCUUAUUUUUCUGGUACUUGUAUUUUCACAUGUUAAAUGAUCUUUAUAUAUGUUGAAUUAACAAAUAUUUUGAGUUUCCUGAGAAAAACAAAAACAUUAAUGGUAUUGAAAUGUGUUAGUAGUCUGGCCGUGUGCCCAAAAUUCUGUUUUGCAGCAAAGUGGAGAACUGUAUGUAAAGAAAGUAUAACAGUUAUUUCUUUGUACUUUAGGGGCUUUAACCAAGACAUCCUCUAGCUGGUGUUAGGAAUGUUUGCUUAAUUCCCAGACUUUUUUUGAACACGUGGGUAUGUUGAGGCUCCGGCCCGACUAGUGCAUGGUCAGCCGCCACCCAAGGCUGAGGCAUCUCGGACUGAGGUGUUUUUGUUUGGUUUUGUUUUUUAAAAUCAUGUAUUUGCUACAAAGUAUUGUACUUGUCUCAAUGGGAAUGGUGUAAAAAACUGAAAAGGCCUUAUGUGAUAUGUAUCAUAGUUAAUAAAUCAGUCUUGUAAAAA
Molecule: messenger RNA, 9092 nt
Organism: Myotis lucifugus (little brown bat)
Lineage: Eukaryota; Metazoa; Chordata; Mammalia; Chiroptera; Vespertilionidae
Gene: ARHGAP35
Product: Rho GTPase activating protein 35
Exons: 7
Coding region: 376-4884 (1502 amino acids)
Biological process (GO): signal transduction
Molecular function (GO): GTP binding; GTPase activity
Source: RefSeq, a predicted model, not a curated record